AUGGCUUCGAGGUGCGAAGACGGUACAGUUACCGGUGGUUUUCUCGAUGUACUGCCAAAUUUUCACAUCGAUACUUUUUCUGAGCUUGAAGAACAUUCAGGAAGAUUUGCCAACGCCUCGGAAAGUGAUGUUGAAAAAUUCAUUGAGGGGAAGAAAAAUGCAAACACUAAAAAAAGACCUUCUACAACUUAAAAUUAGUCAGAAAGUUUCUGGUAGAGGAGCGCCACGAAAUCAGAGAAAUAGAGAAGAUUCCUCCAACUGAAUUAGACAGCUACUUGAGCCAGGUUGUUUUAGCUGCAAGGACCAAGAGUGGAAAAGAUCAUGAACCUUCAUCUCUCCGCGGAAUUUUGGCUAGUGUUGAACGCCAUUUGAGUCGCCCCAGUUAUGGCAAAACUAUCUUCAAAGACAGUGAUUUCAAAAAACCAAGACACGUGUUGAAAGCGAAACAAAGCAACUCAAGCGACAUGGACUCGGAAACAGACCUAAAGCCACAACGGCUCUUACGGACGACGAAAUUGAGAUUCUUUUUGACGAAAAGUUGCUUGGAUUAAGUUCACUGCAAGCUCUGUCAGCUACUGUGUAGCUAAACAACAUGAUUCACUUUGGCCUUCGCGGAUGUAAGGAACAAAAAGAACUCCGCUGGGGAGACAUCGUUUUAAAAACUGACAGUGAUGGUAAAGAAUAUCUCGAGUACUUUGAACGCCAAACAAAGACUCGAACGGGAGAGGAUCCACGGAAUCAACGGCCGAUCAAGCCGCGAAUGUAUGCCAACAACGAUGCCAUUUCUAUCGAUCGUGAUCCGGUGCGCGUUUACAAGAUGUACAAAGAAAAACGACCACCAUCCAUG
This is a messenger RNA of Porites lobata, 847 nucleotides long. The record is from the annotation of a GenBank genome assembly. NCBI's taxonomy places the organism in Eukaryota, Metazoa, Cnidaria, Anthozoa, Scleractinia, Poritidae.